Scophthalmus maximus (turbot) is the source of this 1666-nucleotide messenger RNA. It is a transcript of the gene zfp36l1a, whose product is annotated as zinc finger protein 36, C3H type-like 1a. The transcript has 2 exons. The record is from RefSeq and is a predicted model, not a curated record. Lineage: Eukaryota; Metazoa; Chordata; Actinopteri; Pleuronectiformes; Scophthalmidae. The coding region runs from base 283 to 1431 and encodes 382 amino acids. Gene Ontology annotation, molecular function: mRNA binding; metal ion binding.
CUGGUGCAGGGCAGAGGGGGAGUUCUGCAGGGUCCAACACAAAAAACAACAACAACAACAACAAAAAAAGGAAAAGGACAAAAAAAGGAAACAGGGGAAGAGAGAAAAACGCAAAAGAGGAAAGAAAAAGAAGCCUUUUCCAACGAGCAGCAAAGUUUUGUGUGUGUGGUUUUUUUUUUCUUCCUCCUCCUCUUCGUCACAUCACUUUUGUGUGUGUGUGUGUGUGUGUGUGUGUGUGUGCGUGUUGUUGUUGUUGACUCUCCGAGUCUGGUCGCUGCAGAGAUGACCACCGCCGUGGCGUCGCCUUUCUUCGACUUCGAGUUCAUGAACAAGAACAACAAAUUGCUCGGCUACAACAACAACAACAACAACCACCAGCAGCAGCACCUGGGGGCCCCCCAUCCCAUGUCUGGCCCUUGCACUGGCGCCAACGUGCCCCUCUCCAGCCCCACCGGAGCCCUGCUGGACAGGAAAGCCGUGGGAUCUCCCUCGGUGGGGGGCGUGUACCAGCGGCGGCACUCCGUCAGCAGCACAAAGUUCAGCCAGAACCAGUUCCUGAACAGCCUGAAGGCGGACCACUCCUCGCUCAUCUCAGGGGUCGGCUGUGGCGGCGGCGGCGGCAGCAACAAGGAGAACCGCCUGCGAGACCGCUCCUUCUCCGAGACCGGCGAGCGGCUCAUCAACAAGUGCCUGGGCCCCGCCAGUCCCACCGGCAGCAGCAGCCAGGUGAACUCCAGCCGCUACAAGACGGAGCUGUGCAGGCCCUUCGAGGAGAACGGCUCGUGCAAGUACGGCGACAAGUGCCAGUUUGCUCACGGGAUCCAUGAACUGCGCAGCCUGAGCCGCCAUCCCAAAUACAAAACUGAGCUGUGCCGCACCUUCCACACCAUCGGGUUCUGCCCGUACGGGCCCCGCUGCCAUUUCAUCCACAACGCAGAGGAGCGCCGCGGACCCCCGCAGCAGUCCUCCCCUCUGCACUCCUCCAACAAGAUGGAGAGGCCCCGGCUGCAGCACAGCUACAGCUUCGCGGGCUUCUCCAGCUCCGCCGGGCUGAGAGACAGCCCCACCUCCGUCACGCCGCCGCCCAUGUUCUUCCCCGACGAGGUCUCCGACUGGCCCAGCAGCAACCCCUUCACCUACUCCAGCCAGGAGCUGGCCAACCUGUUCGGGCCCGGCCUCGGCGCCGGCUCGGUGGGCACAGAGCCCAACAACCCGGCGCCCCCCUCUCCGACGAGCACGCCGUACUAUUUCAGGCCCAUGUUGGAGUCCCCCCAGAUGUUCGAGUCUCCAUCCAGCCCCCCUGACUCCCUGUCAGACCAGGAGGGCUACCAGAGCAGCUCCGGGGGCAGCCUGAGUGGCUCGGAGUCCCCCACGCUGGACACCACCCGCCGCCUCCCCAUCUUCAGCCGCCUCUCCAUCUCCGACGACUAAAGUGCACGCGCCCACCAAUGACUGUACGUUUUGACACAAAGAGAACCCGGCACUCCCCUCUACCUCUCCCGGUGUCCCACCUGCUCAACACAGUUCCGUUCGUUAGCAUUAUGAGAAUGCAAGUCAAUUAAGGGAAGUCGAAAUUUAGCACAUCGUCCAUUAAAAGUAAAAUCAAAAGAACCCCGCCGCGUGUCAUAGUGCCAAACAAAAAAAAAACGGAGAGGAAAUCGAACAA